Messenger RNA from Hylaeus anthracinus, 1483 nucleotides. RefSeq names its product proton-coupled amino acid transporter-like protein CG1139. The transcript is spliced from 7 exons. NCBI's taxonomy places the organism in Eukaryota, Metazoa, Arthropoda, Insecta, Hymenoptera, Colletidae. The record is from RefSeq and is a predicted model, not a curated record. Gene Ontology annotation, biological process: amino acid transmembrane transport. Bases 1 to 1326 code for a protein of 441 amino acids. Gene Ontology annotation, cellular component: vacuolar membrane. Gene Ontology annotation, molecular function: amino acid transmembrane transporter activity.
AUGACAAGGGCUGGAAGAGGUGGAAGCCAAGAGCAAUCAAACGACGAUUAUGAUCCUUACGCGCAUCGCGAAACUCUGAAACCAGUCUCCGACUUCGGAUCGUUGGCGACUCUGGUGAAGAGCGCAGUCGGGACAGGGCUGUUCGCGAUACCGAACGCGUUCUCCGACGUUGGUUUGUUUAUUGGAAUAGUUGGCACGAUUCUAAUGGGCAUGUUCAUUACGGGAUCCCUUCAAAUCCUCUUGAAAAUUCAUCAGACGAUGUGCAUCAAACUGAAGAAACCAAUUCUGAAUUACGACGAGGUGGUCGUCGCUAGUUUGACGAUCGGGGUUAGGAAACCUUGGCUCUCUGCGCGGGUCGCGACAUUCAUGGUCGACGUGAUCAUGUUAACGUGUUACAUGGGCGUCGGCGCAGUGUAUGUAGUGUUCGUAUCUGGAGUGAUUCAAGAAUGCAUCGACACUGGGAAAACGAUCGAUCAAGGAUAUUAUGCGUUGAUGUUCUUUCCUAUUUUCUUUCUAAUGAACAUGAUGAAACAUUUGAAGGACAUGGCGAGUGCAGCCAUCGUUGGGAAUGUGUUACUCUUUUCAGCGGCUCUGAUCGGUACAGUGUACGCGUUGAAGGACGGCAUUGGAGAAAAGUGGGUCUGGGUCAGUCCACGUAUCGGUCUUUACCCGAAAUUUAUUGGGACGGUUUUCUUCAGCAUGGUUUCUCCGGGAGUCAUAUUAGCGAUAGAGCACGAAAUGGAAACACCUUGGAACUACACGAAAUUAUGCGGAGUGCUCCAUUGGGGUAUGACGUUCAUAACAUUGCUGCACGUUCUUGUCGGUGCUAUUGGUUACUUGAAGUGGGGCACCGAUGCUUUAGGAAACUUCAUUCGAAACCAUCGCGUAAACGACGUAGCAACCGUGGCUGCCCUGUCGAUGCAAGCUAUAGCGAUAUAUUUCACGUACGGAUUACAAUGCUACAUGCCAAUAAAUAUAUUAUCAAACGCGUACGUGCUCCCAGCCCUCGAAGAGAAUAUUUGUAAAGGAAGUCCGUUCGUCUGGGACCUGAUUGUUCGUUUCGCCGUCAGCCUCGCCACAUGUUUGUUGGCAGCAUCGAUACCCAAACUCGACCUAUUCACUGGCCUGGUUGGAUCUAUCUGCAUAUCGACUUUGUCUACGCUAAUUCCAGUCGCUCUGUACAUUCUCGUGUAUUAUGGCAACUAUGGAUCGCGAAAAUGGAGACUUAUCUUAGGGCUAUCCUUACUGUUCAUUGGACUCGUCAUCACGCUAUGUGCGGUCGUAGUCAAUUUAACCCUGAUCGUUCAAUACUUUGCACAGAAGUAACGUAUGAACACGUCGUGAUAUACUAUAUAUUAUACUAGAAACUGUGUAUGUACUGUUAAAAACGUGUAUGAACAGACCUGAGCGUAUUUCAAAUGAAAUGAAAAUAAGAAAUUACAUUAUAAAUUUAAAAAAAAAAAUGAUGUUCACUUAUUAAAGA